This is a messenger RNA of Drosophila ananassae, 705 nucleotides long. RefSeq lists its product as uncharacterized. The record is from RefSeq and is a predicted model, not a curated record. Gene Ontology annotation, cellular component: mitochondrion. Bases 287 to 628 code for a protein of 113 amino acids. The transcript is spliced from 2 exons. Lineage: Eukaryota; Metazoa; Arthropoda; Insecta; Diptera; Drosophilidae.
AUUAGACCAUACCAAUUAAUUUUACAUACACUUCCUAUGUACUCCCUUAAAUAAUAACUUGAUAUAAGAGUCUCUAAAAGUGGAAUCAUAAUUUUUAGGCCCAAUUGUAAUAAAUUUAAAAAAUAAAAUAUUUCACCGGAAAUGGGGAGGCGGAAAACUAUCGAAAAUCAAUUAUUUCUGUGGUAUUAUUUUUGGUAUAUACUACUAUUUGUUUUUAUUUUGAAUACUUUCAUCUGGCCACACUCCCCCUCCUAUAAUUUUGUUUUGGUUGUAGCUUUGGAAAAAAAUGGUUUUAUCAAAGGAGGAGACGGAAUUCCUGAAGCGCAAGCAUGAGCACACGCUUAAACUGCGCAAUGAAUACCUGAAGCAAAGCUCCAAUCCUUUCCGUCAUGCCACCGGUGAAGGAGGCACUGUGUUCGACGCAGGAUUGUCCCGCUUCCAGGCUAUGCGCGUGUCAAACUAUGAGCACUUCAAGCCCACUGGCAAGUCUUUCCGCACUGGUCUCUUUGCCGUGGUCCUGCCAAUUGCCCUUUACGCUUGGGCCCUGAAGGCCGAACGAGACUCCCGUGAGGAGAAAUACCGGACCGGCCAGGUGUCCUACAAGGAUCGCCAGUUCAAGUUCAUCUAAGUAAUUCAUCCAACUGUUACUAUUCUCGUACUCUUCAAUUGUAGUGGAAAUUAAACGAAAAUCCAAAAUAUUGUUAA